This is a messenger RNA of Brachypodium distachyon (stiff brome), 1482 nucleotides long. Its product is annotated as 3-oxoacyl-[acyl-carrier-protein] reductase FabG. The transcript has a single exon. The coding region runs from base 1 to 942 and encodes 313 amino acids. NCBI's taxonomy places the organism in Eukaryota, Viridiplantae, Streptophyta, Magnoliopsida, Poales, Poaceae. The record is from RefSeq and is a predicted model, not a curated record. Gene Ontology annotation, cellular component: endoplasmic reticulum.
AUGGCUACCGUCAACGAAGACGAUGACGGCGGCGGCAAAGCUAAAGCCGCCGCUGCCGCCGGAGUCGGCGACGAUGGCGCGCCGGUGGUGCUGAUCACGGGGUGCGCCAAGGGCGGCAUCGGCUACGAGUACUGCGUCGCCUUCUCCGCCCUCGGCUGCCGCGUCAUCGCCACCGACAUCCCCGCCCACAUCCCAGACCUCACCUCCGACUCCACCUCCGCUGCGGCCGCCGUCGAGGUCCUCCCGCUCGACGUCACCUCCGACGCGAGCGUCACCGCCGCCGUGUCGCAGAUCCUGGCCACCCACGGCCGCAUCGACGUGCUCGUCAACAACGCCGGCAUCGGCUGCACGGGCCCACUCGCCGAGCUCGGCGGCGAAUCCGUCCGCCGCGCCAUGGACGUCAACUUCCACGGCCAGCUCCGGCUCAUCCACGCCGUGGCUCCCCACAUGGCGGCCCGCCGCACCGGCCGCAUCGCGAACGUGGGGAGCGUGGUGGGGACCGCCGCGACGCCGUGGGCGGGCGGGUACUGCGCGUCCAAGGCGGCGGUCCACGCCGCCACGGACGCGCUCCGGCUCGAGCUGGCCCCGUUCGGGGUGCGCGUCGUCAAGGUCGUCCCCGGCGCCGUCCGGUCCGGGCUCGGCCACGCCAACGCCGCCCAGAUGUCCGCCGGUGCCGGAGACGGAGGACAGAAGAACAGGUGGGGGAUGUAUGGGGAUUUUGCGGCGGCGAUCGAGGAGAGGGCGACGGCGUCGCAGGGGAAAGGGACGAUGGAGGCGGCCGUGUUCGCGAGGCACGUGGCGAGGAAGGUCAUGAGCGCGCGGCCGCCGCGGGAGGUGGUGUACGGGAGCAUGACGGUGCUCUUCGCGGUGCUGGCGGCGGCGCCUGUGUGGGCGCGCGACCGGUUCUUUGCCCGCCGCUUCGGGCUCAACAGGACGGUCUGACGAGUUUUUUUUUUUGAGCGAAAGACGGUCUGACGAGCGACGAGCUCUCUGUGUUCUUUGGGGAAGAAGAAGAAGACGAGGACGAACCAAGUCUGUUAUGGGCCGUUUGUUACCUGCGAAGACUGUUUGGGCCGGGCUGUUGUUAUAUGGGCUUGAUGAGUUGAGUUGUAUUCUGUGGUCUGUACGCGGAAUGCCCGUUUUCAAUAUUGAGUGGCCUGAGCUACUUAACUGGCUUCAGUCGCUCGAAAAAGGAAAAAAAGAAACUUACCGGCUUGAGUUUCUUGGAAAUUGAAAGCCCUGAAUGAACAUUUUGAAAGGCGAAAAGUAAGCAGGAGAGUUUGGAAUCAUCGCCACAGAAAAAGAAGACCCAGAAGAAGACGAGGAGAAGAGACACAAUGUAGGCAAAAAGCAGCUUGUUUUUUGUUACUGUAAGUCGAGAACUAUGGCCUUUUUUUUAAAUUCCCGGUCCCUAUCGGAUAAUAAAGAUGUGGCUGACUCUUAUCUAGCUAGGGAAAAAAAGCAAGAACUGCUGUUUCUCUA